ACACCGUGACGAAUUCUAUGUUCUAAUAGGAUUGGCGGCAUUUUGCGCGGUAGUUGAAUGUCCUAAUGUACUGAAUUCGACGCCUGUCACAACAUCAGGCACAAUUCAAAUAUGUCACGGCUGUCGGAGAGAAUCUGCGAGAUUUUGAACCUGGCAAAGAGUUCAAAGGUUACUGACAAAAAGAAAUGUAUGGCUACAUUAUUAGAUUUGUACCAAAACGAUGAGGCUCUCAAGGAGAUAUGCCAGAACUCACAGGGGGAGGCAAAAGGGAAUGCCAAUUGGUCUUGUAUUGUACAUAUAGUUCACAAGUUGGUGCUUGAUGAAGCGGAAAGACUCAGUAAAGAGACAACUGCCAAGAAUAAGGAGAGACAGACAAUUUGUGGUCUGGUGAUCAACACUGUGCGCCAUUCCAAUAUGAAAUCAGUCAAUCUUCUAAAAAGCAGUGAGAUAGUCUCCUUAAUACUGCAAAUAUUAAACUCUAAGGUUUAUGUGCACUACCAGGAUACAUAUCUGAGAAUAUUGGUAAAAUAUGUGUUGCCCAAGAACACAAAUCAUGGCAACAUCACAACAGAACAAUGGCGGGAGCUGUUAACAGCUUGUACCAAAUUGUAUAAAAAGCCACAUCUCAAAAAUCACAUUGUACUGGAUGCAUUGAACUUGAUUGUAGAACACUCUUUUCUCCAUACAAAUUUACUUUCCCAUGUGAAAGUUUUACUGCUGUUUCUGGAGAAUAUCUUUGAAGAUACAAAAGCAAAUGAGCAACUGGCGGAAUCUUUUUUCCGACUCUGCAGCAGUGUGUGCAAACAAAUUAUGACAGAGUCGAGAAUAACGAUCUGCAAGUUCAGCGAGAGCAUAUUGAUGGAUGUGUUGCGUUUGAACGGCUCUGAAGAGAAGUAUAGGCUGUUGCUCAUUUUCCUGCAGAUCCAUCAUCCUGAGGGAAUCUCCAGACAUGAUGAUGGCGCUUACGCUUACGACUGGAAUAAAUGGAGAGAUUUGCUGCGCAGUAUGUGUCUACUCGUUCAGGAAAACUGCAAGCUGGAUGUGAAGUGGCGCAGUUUUGUUCAAUUUGCCAAAGAAGUUGUGAAGCAAAUGAUAGACAAUACAGCGAGUCUUGUCUGCUCCCUCGACAUGAGUGAGCUCUCUCUCGAUGGCUCUCAUUCGCAACGAGCUAAGCGCAGACGAACGAUGAGUAAGAUGGAGAAUAUUGUUGAUCUAGCAACGGAAAGUAGUCCUGAGGAAGUGUGGCCUUUGCUAAAGAUUCUGACAGAAACGUUGAGAAAGUAUCCGCAAUGUCUAAAGCCGCAGGAUCUUGCGCCUCUGUUACAACGUUUGACAGAACUUGCUCAAUCUCGAGAUGAGUCUAUCAUGAACAACUUGUAUGAUCUGGCCGCAGUUCUCAUGGAAAACGAGAAUUUGUGGUCCAACAGCAAGGAAACGCAGGAUGUGAUGAUUCACUGGAGCAAGAUUUACGACAUGGUACUUAGAUCUCUGGGGGCAAAUCAGAACGAGGAAUUAGGCCACUCGUUGAUCCACUGUUUCAUAAAACACAACAGAAUGCCGAAUGCAAACGCUCUUCUCAGGCUAUAUCUGACUAAAACAAUCCGCUGGUCGAUGAAUAGCGUGCGCACGCUGCGACAGUUGUGCGAGCGUGUUUCUCUGCCGGAAGACGCAUCUGCAUCGGUUCUGGAUCCGUCGCCUACGACGACGACGGCGCCGAUAUGCGAUCGGACGCGUCUCCUAGAGUGGUUGUUGAGUGCGCCGUGGCAGAAACUGGCGACGCGACCAUUCGUUGAGAUCACUGAGAUUGUCGAAGACAUUUGCGCACUGUUGGUAGAUCUUGUGUUAUCUUGCCGUUGUCGGCAGAACGUCAGAACGGAGUGGAAGUCGUUACAGAGUCGCGAAGAAGCACGUAAACUCAUCCGUGCGUCGCACAUUUAUUUGGCAGACUUUUCACUACUCUGUCACGCCUCUAUGACAUUCACAGUGGAGUUAUCGACCCGCUCAAAGGAUGAACGCAUUGAACGGGAUCCAGAAGUAACGCCCGGAAGCAGAAGUCACGUUUCUUAUGUGCAAGAGACAUUGGAUUUCCUGAAGAAGCAACUGCAUGAUCUUUUCCAAGAAGAAAGUGCCAAUGACGAGAAAAAUUCAAGCGAAGUUUACAUCGUUCUGAUAAAAAUCGCACUUCUGGCAAAAUUGUUGUCUGUUUUGAAACAAUUGGGCAUUCCCACGAUGAAUAAUGACGGCGAUUGUCCGCUGGUCGGCACGAUGGAAAAGCAUCUAACAAGUAGCUUCAAGAUUCUAGCAAGAAUUGACUCGGAUAGGUGCAAAUAUACUUACUUGCGGAGUAUAAUCAGAGCAUUGAACGUGCUUUACGGAAUGACUUAUGAUGCGGACAUCGCCAAGAUAAUUGUCUCGGCGUCUACAUUAGAUAUGUUGAAAAAUAUAUUCGAGCUGCUGAAUCUCGAUGAUGAAAACUAUCGCGAUUAUAAUAAGGAAUGUAGCGCUUAUCAGGAGAGACGCAGGCGUUCCGACACAUUCACGGAGGUGACGAGUGCGACGAGCCUGUCGCACGAAAACGCGAUUCGUCUGCAGGUCGUGGAAGCCCUGACAUCCUAUUGCGCGCUACGCAUUAGUGCGGCGAACGACUGCGACGCGCUGCAGACGAAGAUGAUGCGAAACUUGCUGACCAUGCAGCGGAACCGCAAACUUACGAACCGCGAACUUACGAAUUGCGUGGACUCGCGGAUGUCGCUGACGAUUCUUGAAUCGCUAGCAAUGCGCGAUCACAGCGAGGUCCAGCGCGAGCACGCGGACACGCCACUUGACUGUCUGCUGGAGAUGUGCGAAGAGGAUCGCAAGGACGAAGAGUUGUCGCGCCGGCUGCUAAAUUUGUUACCGCACUUCUUCGAGUACGCGAACAAGUACGUUUACUCGCCGCGCAGAAUCGUUUACACGCUUAUGCUAUUUUAUAAGCGUGCCCGUCAGCAAAACUACGGCAUAUUCGUGCACGCGGAUUAUAUGAGGUGCGUCUGUACGAUUGUCCGGAGUGAUCCGAGUUUCUCGUGGAACUGCAACGGCCCCGACGACGAGGUCACGGCGAUGUUGGACAGCGUGCUCAAUUAUAUCGGCCACGAACUCUUCGUGUUGCGUACGCAAGCGAUACGAUGCCUGCAGGAGCUUUUGUCUCUCAAGAACCUCGCUCACAAAUGGAAAGAGCGGAUGUUCGUCAAGGUGAAGAAAACGGUGUCCAAGUUGCUUGACGAGGCGCAGCAGUCGAGUUGCGAUUUGGCAAGCGGCAACUUGGAGGAGAGUCAACAGCAGGAUGAAAAAGAAACCAAGACGGCCACUGCGUUGAUCGCGCUAACAUCUGUGGCAUGUGCCAGUGCAAUCCUUCAGGGUUGUGCCCUGGGUGCUUUGUUGCACUUGACGAUGGAGAAGAAAGUGAAAAUACAGACAGUGAAAAAAAUCCUUUUAUCAGCUGCGCUGUACACCACGACAUACGUUUCGCUUGUCGAAGAUAACUUUAACUAUCUGUUGACUUUCUGGAUUGAAGACGCAAAGUACCCUUUGCAGAAUUUUCCGUACACGCUUACAGGAUGUGAGACCGCGAAUGAGUUUUUUAGGAAGCACGUCAAUCAUCUAGUCCCGAUUGUACUGCGAACUUCAAAUUUCACCGAGGCUGUGUCCUUCUGCGUUAACCAUGCCGACGUGGGAUUUGACAAAAUCUUCGAGGAUGUCUUUCCAUCCUGUUUCGUGUGGCUGCUGUCGCGCACUGUCGGCUGCCAAGCUACGCUCGACGCCGACUCUGAUCGGAUUCUGCUAAAGUUGACGGAGAAUGCAGACGAAUUCGCGAAGAUGAAGAGUUUCAAUCGACUGUUCUACGAUCGUCUGCACGAUGUACUGGUAGAGUUGACGUGGCGACUGCACGAUGAGGACGACUUUGAGCAUGUACUUUCGAUGUCGGGUGCGCGCUUUCCCGCGACGGACCCGCCGCACUUCUCACGCGACAUUGUGGACCGGUGCUUCGAUCGCCUGGAGCGGAACUUUCUGCAGGAAUCGCUGACGCGCACGCUGGUCGAGCAGCAACCGGCGGCACUGCAGCGGACGUUGUUGAAACUUACAGAUGCCAUACACGCAUCGCGCUCCUGCGAAAGCAAACUCAAGCGGUUGCAUCAGUACAUAUAUUUAUGCUCGCGGCUGUCGCACGAUCUGUCGAAGCCAGUCUUCGAUAAAAUGGCCGGGUUCUUCAUCCGAGAUGUCUGCUAUAGCCUGCUACAUUUGACUAGAAACGGCGACGAGACGCUUGCCACGGCGUGUUGCAAGUACCUGAAUUUAUUUCUAUUCCAAGCUUUGCCAGCGCGAGCCAUGGAAGUCCGCGAUGUUCUUCGAUUUGUCGUAACGAACCUGAUUGGCCUGGCGCAGACAGCAACAGGCGGCAGUGGCGAAAUUGCUGCGAAUCUACUCAAGUUUCUCAUAGUGGAGCAAAAAGAUGCAUUGCGAGAAGCGAUUGUGAAACUUGGUUCGUUCCCGAAGCAUGAGAUCUUCCGGGACGCUAGAGAGGCUCACUAUGCCGUCCGAUCGGAACGGGACGAAAUUGCGCUGUGCCUCGCAGAUGAGCUGGAGCGUUUCUUAGACGCCAUAGGUGAGGAGAACGCCGAGUGCACUUUGGAGGAUCUCACAAAUCUCACACAGCAACUGUCGAUACGGAAACUAGAGUUGCGGAAACUGCAUCGGCGACUGGAGAGCUCGUAUCCUAAGAACAGUAUAUUGCAGCAGUUGAUAUUCAGACUCAUUAAACUAACAGAAUCGCCGAAUCCGCGCGUAUCGAUGGAAGCCUCACGAUGUCUCGGCGAACUAGGCCCGACGGAUUCCACAAUGGCAUUGCGCCCGGCUGGAACACUUGUCCAGGAAGCGGAUUACACGAUAGAGGCUCUGACGUACCGAUCAAUCGCAAUGCUAAUGAACUUUAUCGUGGAAAACGCUAUAGAACUCCGCAAGGUUAGCGCUGAUGCCCUUUAUGCGGUGCUAUCAACCUCCUGCGGCCAGAAGCUCUCCGAACCCGAUUCAAAGAGUCUGUCUAACAUCCUUCAGUGCGCGCCUCUCAAGAUCGACUACAUUCGACCGUUCAUUUCUAGUAGUUUCGUCACAGAGACGUCUUUCUCUGUUGACACUGCGAGAUUUUAUAUUGUCAUGAAUCCGAGCAACGCACUCUGGACUGUCCAAAAUGGCGAGACUUACGCCGAAUGGAUCGUCAAAGUCACCAGCGGAAUCACCGAGUGCUUUGCCGGCUCCUAUCUGAAGAGCUUCCUACCGGUCUGUCGACUCAGUGUCGAAUUCUGCGAGCUGAUUCUGCCACGUAUCAUCUACUUCGCUAUUCACAAGGACAACAACUUCGUCAGCGCUAUGUGCGACUGCGUCAAUCAGUUUUUCAGACACCACUUUGCGAUCAACCGGGAAGCGGAGGCCGCCUCAUCGCCGUCGACGGAGGAUAACAGCUGCGAUCAGAAGAUCGUGCGCCGAAUGCUGGAUGUGGUGAACCAUGUACGCAUCCAAUUGCCGGAUGGCAUAAUCUUGCAACUCGACUACGUGUAUCUGGCUCUAGCAGCGCACAAUUGCUCGGCGUACUACACGGCGUUAUUGUUCGCGCAGUUGGCCUGUCAGUCGAUCUCGACGGACUAUCCGGACUUCAGCAGAGACUCGCGGAUCGAUUACAUCUACGAGCGUCACCCGAACAUCGGUCGGGUGCUACAAGCCAUUAUGCUGGACACGUACCUGAAUAUCAGCGACCCGGACGCGAUUUGUGGCGCCGGUUCGUCGCAUUUACUCGAUCGCAACUCCCGCGUGCAAUACUACGCUCGCACCAAUUGCUGGGAUAAAGUUAUGCUUGCACAGGACAUCGAGUUGUCCCACAGCAGCAGCCAGCUGCCAUCGGCAAACGCCCGAAUGGAAAUGGCAAGCGCGCUGCACCGUUCAGGACUGCAAUUUCUUCAGUGGCAAUUUCUGGGUGACGGCCUGGACGAGAAAUUCAGUUAUGAAUGCGCCUGGCGACUCGGCAAUUGGAAUCUUCCCGUAGACGACACCGCUGCCACCGUGAUCAACCACUAUGAUUCUCAAACGCAACAAUCGCGACUAGAGUCGCUGAAAAACAUGUUCCACGCGCAUCAUUAUCGCGCGCUCAAGUGCUUGCACGAGAACAAUCAGCGCGAUACGGAGCGGGCGAUCGAGAACGCCCGCAGUAGCGUAAUAGGUGCCUUACGCAUGAUCAGUUUAGAGAGCAGUCGUAUCGUAAACGAAAAGUUAUCACAACUGCGACUACUGCGCGAGAUUGAGCAACUGAAUUGGGCGACGGAUUUGCCGACAGAAGGAUAUCCGGAAAUGCUACGGCGCUGGCAAGAACAAGAAAUCAGCUCGACCGGCCAAUUCGACUAUAUAGAGCCUAUCCUGUGGCAGCGCAUCACUAUGUUUCGCAUCCGGGAGCCAUUACGUGCAGACGCGAACUUGCGCGAAGCGUUCUUCGCUACCUGUCUGGAGCUGGCAGAAAUCGCGGAGGGCCAGGGCAAUUUCUCAAUAGCUGCCCGUGCGCUCGGUGCUUUGACGUCUCACCGCGAUUUGUCUGCAGAUCUGAAAAACCAGCUACUCUAUCAAGAAUCGCUCUUGGCAUGGAAACAGGAUCAAGUAAUAGCGCGUCGCUUACUGCGCAGCCUAAUUGAAGAGAACAGCAAUCCCACACCUAGUCUGAGAGCCAAGGCACUGCGAGUGUAUGGCGACUGGAUGGUAGAGACCAAAUCGGAAAACUCGCAGGCGGUGAUACGAAAGUACUAUCUCGAGUCUAUCAAAACUAGCGAAGCGAUCGAGGAGCAGACGUCCGAUGUCAUUCGAAAUCUACACGACACCCAAGUCGCACUAGCACGCUUUGCUGACGCGCAAUACGAACAGAUGAGCGCGUACAUGAAAUCGCCGAUGUACGAGGCGCUGAAGGAAUAUGCUCGUAGCAAUAUGAUCAAGAUGAACCAAGCGCAGAUGUUGAAGAAUCAGGAUAUCAAGCGCGCCGUGAUUAUCAGCCAGAAGCAGUCGACAAACGACGCGGCCGAGCUGAGAAACAUCGAGCAAGAGAGACGCAAUUAUCUCGCGCAAGCACUGAAAUACUACCUGAAGACUCUACGACACAGCGAGCAGCACGACAUGCUCGUGUUUCGACUAGUAGCACUCUGGCUGGACAACAUGCUGGACGACGAGGUGAACGAGAAGCUGCUGAACGAACUGGACGCCGUGCCGAGCUUUAAAUUCGUGCCGCUGGUGCCGCAAUUGGCCGCGCACAUCAGCAACGAGCACAAGCAGAGUUUUCACGUACGGAUUUUUAAUGUUCUCGAGCGCUGCGCUCUGGAGCAUCCAUAUCAUACACUGCCAGUUUUGCUGGCGCUGAAGAAUUUACACAGCGACGGCGAGUCAAUUGGACAAUGUUGCGGCAAAGUCGCGAAAAAGGAGGAACGUCGCGUAUUAGGCGCCCGAAAUCUGCUCAAGCGCCUGACCAACUCACCUGUGAAUACGAUUAUUCGUGAAAUGGAAAGUUUAUCACGGGCGCUACUCAAUCUCGCUUACUGGGAGCCCAAGGGCAAAUGUUGUCCCGGUAAAUGCUACCAAAUACCGCGGGACCAAAUGAUAACGAAGAUUAAUAGCUUGAACAAUGUUCUCCUUCCGACGCUGAGCCUGCCUGUUCGACCGUCGGGCAAUUACGACAACGUGACAGGCGUCCGCGCAUACCAAGAGACCUGCGAAUUCGUCGGCGGCGUGAAUGCUCCUAAGAAAAUCAUCUGCGUCGGCACCGACGGCAUACAACGCCGACAGCUGGUCAAGGGCAAGGAUGAUCUGCGGCAGGAUGCUGUCAUGCAGCAGGUAUUCACCGUGAUAAACACGUUGCUGCGUACGUGUAAGGAAACCAAGCGCCGGAAUCUGCAUAUCCGAACGUACAAAGUAGUACCGUUGACGCAACGGUCAGGCGUGCUGGAGUGGUGCGACAAUACAGUGCCUAUCAAAACGACUUUGAUAGGUAGUUCGGAUUCGCCUGGUAUUCACAAAAAGUAUUAUCCACGAGAUCUAACUGCGGAAGCGGCCAGAAAUAAGAUGAAGAACGUCGCACCAAAAUCGAACGAGGAAAAACUAAAGGUCUUUCUCGAAUGUUGCGAACAUAUGAGGCCAGCGUUUCAUCAUUUCUUCGAAGAGAGGUAUCGAUCGCCGGAAACCUGGGUCGAAAGGACACUAACAUAUACACGUAGCGUUGCCACCACGUCCAUGGCGGGCUACAUUCUUGGUCUCGGCGACCGGCACUUGAGCAACAUCCUAAUUGAUGAGCGUACCGCCGAAGUGGUUCACAUCGACUUCGGCAUAGCCUUUGAACAAGGCAAAGUCUUGCCGAUUCCGGAGACUAUUCCUUUCCGACUAACCAGAGAUAUCGAGGUUGCUAUGGGUGCGUCUGGCAUCGAGGGCAUUAUGCGACGCAGUUGUGAAGUCACCAUGACGAUGCUGCGCGAUCAGAGACAGAUAAUCAUUACGCUUCUUCAGGUCCUGCUAUACGAUCCACUUUUCACAUGGGCCAUUACACCGGAGAAGGCAUGCAAGAUGCAGAGUGAUGUCGUGAAUAGUUUUUCGGAAAACAGCGAGCGAACACCGGUGGAGACGAAUAAGAUAGCCAAGAGAGCUCUUUUGAGGAUUGAACAAAAGUUGCGUGGAACAGAAGAUGGUCGGGUAUCUAGUGUUUAUGGACAGGUGGAGAGGCUCUUGCAGGAAGCGCGAGAUCCUGCUAAUUUAUGCCGAAUUUACUGUGGCUGGCAACCAUACCUUUAAAAUUAAUUAGAUAAUUAUUUUAAUAAAUAAUUUUAACAAAUUUGUAUUCUAGAAGAAAAAGUUUCAAU
Linepithema humile (Argentine ant) is the source of this 8909-nucleotide messenger RNA. It is a transcript of the gene tefu, whose product is annotated as Serine/threonine-protein kinase tefu. Gene Ontology annotation, molecular function: protein serine/threonine kinase activity; protein binding. Gene Ontology annotation, biological process: DNA repair. The record is from RefSeq and is a predicted model, not a curated record. NCBI's taxonomy places the organism in Eukaryota, Metazoa, Arthropoda, Insecta, Hymenoptera, Formicidae.